AUGUACUUCCCUGUCUUUGCUGUUUUGGCAGUACUCCCCCUUCUCACCGGUGCUCUUGGACAUGGCCACCGCCGUUUCCAGGGCCGCGAUGUCAAGACCGAAGUCGUACUUGUCACUCAGACGGUGUAUACCACCAUGAUCAUCGCUCCAACCCCCAACAUCACUGCAUCACAGGCACCCGUACUGAGCAUCCUCACCGUCGGCAACCCAAGCACCAUUGUGCAGAUCUCCUCACCUUCUACCACUACACCCACAAAGCCGUCAACACCGCCCCCGAACCCAUACGCCCCACUAGUCCCCACCCCUAACAACGCCAGCAUCGUAAACUCAUGCGACUACGACGUCUGGGUCUCCUCCAUCGGCGGCCACGAAAGCUGCGGACCAGGCAACACAAACUACCUUGUACGCGCCAAAACCACAUACACCGAGACCCUCCGCGUAUGCAAGAACGCCGGAGUCUCACUCAAGGUAGCAAAGACAGUCGUGGGCCUCGCGAAACCCAUGCAGUUCGAAUAUACCGUCGGGGCCGACAAGAAAAGCGUGUCCUACGAUAUCUCGUACCUGGACUGCAUGGUCAAGAACGGCACGGAGGUUAAAGAUGUCACAGGGUGUGUUGGGCAGGAGAAUGGGAUCCAGACUGCGGGUGGUGAGAAUUGUAAGGGGUUCCAUUGUGUGCCUGGGGUUGAGUGUGCGCAGUUGGCGUAUACGGAACCAGAGUUUGGAGGCAGGUCUGAGGCGCCUGUCGGUGCUUGUGAGGUUGACGGCGGAGUGGCAUUUGAGAUUUGUGCUGGAAAUAGGGGGUGGAGGGUAGAGAGGAAGGAGGAGCGAUAUAAUCGUCGGCAGUCUCUUUCUAGGUGCCGGCUGUUUUCUUUCUUCAUAAGGGGAAAUCAUUUGCACAUCGGCAAGCAACGCGAGUGUGCUGAUGUAUGAUGAUG
Bipolaris maydis ATCC 48331 is the source of this 935-nucleotide messenger RNA. RefSeq lists its product as uncharacterized. The record is from RefSeq and is a predicted model, not a curated record. Lineage: Eukaryota; Fungi; Ascomycota; Dothideomycetes; Pleosporales; Pleosporaceae.